Aspergillus mulundensis is the source of this 378-nucleotide messenger RNA. RefSeq lists its product as uncharacterized. The record is from RefSeq and is a predicted model, not a curated record. Lineage: Eukaryota; Fungi; Ascomycota; Eurotiomycetes; Eurotiales; Aspergillaceae. The coding region runs from base 1 to 378 and encodes 125 amino acids. The transcript has 2 exons.
AUGGCAAGAAAGCAGGCACCAAUCAUUGGUGUCUCUAUCUGUACUGUUCUUCUUGGUGGAUCAAAGGCCAUCCUAGUCGUUUCGGAAUUGCCAUAUGUCUGCUCCUACGAUGCUCAGACUCGGUUCGACCUCCAAGUUUCUGCAAACCUCAAGGUUAAGGACGUUUACAACCUCCUGCUUCAGAACAACCGUCACAAGUAUGAAUUUGACUCGGAUGGCGUUGGAUGCAGGUUCUGGACGAACAGCCAGAUUGAUCUACUCCAAACGCACCGCAUUCUUGUCAAUCCCGCCGACGCCGCAGCCGCAAAGAGCGGCAUCCUUCUGCUUUGGCCGGACAGGACUCCGCUAGCACUGGACCAGGGAGCAUACUACCACUGA